This is a messenger RNA of Apis mellifera (honey bee), 793 nucleotides long. RefSeq names its product NHP2-like protein 1 (gene hoip). Lineage: Eukaryota; Metazoa; Arthropoda; Insecta; Hymenoptera; Apidae. Gene Ontology annotation, cellular component: box C/D methylation guide snoRNP complex; nucleolus; small-subunit processome. Gene Ontology annotation, biological process: mRNA splicing, via spliceosome; ribosome biogenesis; maturation of SSU-rRNA. Bases 250 to 633 code for a protein of 127 amino acids. The transcript is spliced from 2 exons. Gene Ontology annotation, molecular function: RNA binding. The record is from RefSeq and is a predicted model, not a curated record.
UUUUAAAAUCAAUAUCAAUAAAUUCCAAGCUAUUUACAGAAAUCGAUAUAAAUAAAACACCUUGUAUAUUUGAAACUUGCGGAGAGUUAGAGAAUGAGAGUAAUAGUAUUACGUUUUAUAAGUGAAGUGAUUUUGAACGUUUUGUCCUCAGUGAAGCGAUUUUUAUAUAAAAACGCAGAGAGGAGUAUUUAAUUUUUAAAAAUUAUUUUUAACUAAAAAAUACAUAAAGAUAUAAUUUCAUUAACAAAAAUGGGAGAUGAAGUUAAUCCUAAAGCAUAUCCUUUAGCAGAUGCUACAUUAACUGCUAAGAUCUUAAAUUUAGUACAACAAGCAAUGAAUUAUAAACAAUUAAGAAAAGGAGCUAAUGAAGCAACAAAAACAUUAAAUCGCGGUCUAUCAGAAUUUAUUGUAAUGGCUGCAGAUGCAGAACCUUUAGAAAUUUUAUUACACUUGCCAUUAUUAUGUGAAGAUAAGAAUGUUCCAUAUGUAUUUGUUAGAAGCAAACAAGCUCUAGGUCGUGCUUGUGGUGUAUCUAGACCUGUUGUUGCUUGUUCUGUGACAGUUAAUGAAGGUUCUCAAUUAAAACCACAGAUUCAAGCCAUACAACAAGAAAUUGAACGUCUUUUAGUUUAAAUAUUUUGUACCUGAUUUAAAAUCAUUCUUUUUAAAUAUAAUAACCAAUUAUUUUUAUUUUUUAAAUUUGUGAAUAAUUACAAAUAAUUAAAUUUCAUAUACUUUUCAUACAAUGAAAUGUAUAAGUUAUUCUUAUGAAUAAAAAAUUUAAAUAAAUAUA